Caenorhabditis angaria is the source of this 5381-nucleotide messenger RNA. The record is from the annotation of a GenBank genome assembly. NCBI's taxonomy places the organism in Eukaryota, Metazoa, Nematoda, Chromadorea, Rhabditida, Rhabditidae.
AUGAGAUCUCGCAGUGGAUCGGGGGUCCAAUUGGAUCGGAUCCUGUUUAUGGUGGAACAAACGAUUUGUCAGCAUCAAAAUGCCAUCACCGCACUUUUCGCAAAUCAAAAGGAUUUCCCAGGUCAUGCGUGGAUUCGAGACAAUGUUUAUAUUGCACACGCACUCUGGGCGUUGUAUAGAGCUUAUAUGAAAUGCGCAGAUUUUGAUGAAGAUCUAACAAAGGCCAAGGAACUGGGGUUUACAUGGUGAGAAUUCCCUAAAAAUUCUUUAACUACGGAUAUCAACUCACGAUUAAGAUUUUUGAUGAAAUAAUUUGCAUUAUUUAAAAGUUUGCCUGGUUGAUCACGAUCUCGUUUUCAGAAACGGUUUAUUUCAACUCUGAAAAUUGAGAAAUGCCUGAGAAACAGAAAAUGUGUUUGACGUCAAAUAGUUCACGUUUAUCCUUUUUUACUAUUGAAAAUGGGAAUUUCAAUUUUUUCUAGAAAUUUAGAAAUGAAAAUGCAUAAAAAAUAAAUGUUCACAUAAUAUUUUUACGUGACAAUUUUGUUUCGAAAUGUUCAUUUCUGAAUUUCCAAAUUCUAAAAAAUUAUCAAACUUUGCCACGUCAUAACUUAUAUUCAGAAUGGAGCUUUGCAGUUUUUAAAAACAGGUUCGUGAUCAACGGCAUCCUACUAGAAAACGUUUUUCACAAAAAAUCGCAUAGUUACCUUUCUUCAGCGUAAAAAUGAUGCAAUCUGUGAUGGAAUGUAUGAUGAGACAAGCAGACAAAGUCGAAUUAUUCAAAAAGUUCCAAAGACCUUUAGAUGCACUUCAUUCCAAAUUUUCUGUAAACACAAAAGGAACAGUUUGUGGUGAUGCAGAUUGGGGACAUCUUCAAAUGGACGCAGUUUCUCUUUUUCUUCUCACUUUAGCUCAAAUCACAGCUUCCGGUUUGCAAAUUGUUCGAAAUUUCGACGAAGUCGCAUUUAUCCAAAAUCUUGUUUAUUAUAUCGAAACCGGUUAUCGAACUCCAGAUUAUGGAGUUUGGGAAAGAAGGAGAUAAAACAAAUCAGGGAAUUCGAGAAUUGAAUGCGACAUCAAUUGGAAUGGUUAAAGCUGCAUUACAAGCAUUGAAUGAUGUUGGAGAUUUAUUUGUUGAUGGAUCACGUGGUUCUGUUGUUCAUGUUCUACCUGAUGAAAUUGAACAAUGUUCUGCUGUUUUAUCAAGUAUGCUUCCUCGAGAAAGUUUCAGUAAGGAAACCGAUGCAGCACUUCUGGGAAUCAUAAGUUAUCCUGCAUUUUGUGUAGAAGAUCCAGAAUUAGUUCAAAGUACCAGAGAAACUAUAACUUCUCGAUUAUUAGGAAAAUAUGGAUGUAGACGAUUUAUGCGAGAUGGUUAUAAAACUGUAUUAGAAGAUUCAAGUCGCCUGUAUUAUAAUAAAUCAGAAUUGCAACAAUUUGAAAAUAUCGAAUGUGAAUGGCCAUUGUUUUUAUGUUAUUUGAUUUUAGAUGCAAUGUAUUCAAAAGAUGAUGAUGCUGUUGAAAUGUAUUGGAAACAAUUGAAUAAAACAUUGGUGGCCAAUGAAGAGGGAUUUCGACUUAUUCCUGAAUUGUAUGUUGUUAGUCGAGAGAAUGUUGCAGCCGAGAAAUUGCAUCCUGGUUCUCAGAUUCGAAUUCCAGGCGGAGCUACGUAAGUUUCAAAAUAAUACUGUUGAGAUAGAUGGAGCCUUGAAAAAUCAAGUUCUCUAAAUAAAAAAAUCGAAUUUGACCUUGAAUCUCACCUCCCUUUCUCUACUGUAUAAUCAAUUUUCUCUAUUUCAGACCAUUUCUUUGGGCUCAAUCUCUCUAUGUAAUUUGUUGCCUACUUUACGAAGGUUUCCUUAGUCCUGCCGAACUCGACCCACUUUCUCGUCGAUUAUCAAUCUACGAAAAGCGUCCACCUUGCGAAGUUCAAGUAACAAUUCUAGCCGAAUCAGUUGAAGUUCAACGAGAAUUACAAGCGAAUGAUAUUCAUGUGCAAAGAGUUGAUGAAAUCGAUCCAGUUUUUACAAUUCUUCCAGCUUCUGCUUUAGGUCAUAUGUUGGCAAAAGUUGGCGAAUCAAAAAAAUUGAAUUUAUCCGGAAGACCUUUGGAUCGAGCAAUCGGAUUGUUGAGCACUUCAAGACUUUAUCAAAUUGGAAAUAAAUUUGUGAUUUUCACACCACAAUUUAUGGAUAGUCGAAGAUCGCAUCUUAUGUAUGACAUACGAAUUUUAACAGAUGAAUGGAGUAGUGAACUACAGUAUAUUUAUGCAUCUUGGAAUAGUGUUAGUAUAUCUGGAAGACCACUUGUUGUACUUGUUAUAACUCAAGGAAUGUUAUCAACUGAAGGAUUGUCGCAUUUUUCGAAUAUUCAUUUGAAUCGACACAUGAAAUCGACAGUGAUUGGUGCAAUUAAGAAAAUUAACACGGGAUAUUUGAGUGGAGCUAGGUUGGUUUUCGAGAAAACUCAAAAUUAUUUUGUGAAAAAUUUCUUCUACCUCAAAAUGUUUUUCAAAAAUUUCCAUUAUUUUUCCAGAGUUCUUAUGAAAGAUCUAUCGGAUUUCUUCCGCACAACCGCCGUCAGCAAACUCGAAUUCCGCGACAAAUCCGCCGAAGAAAUGUUACGAAGUGUAACAACGGAAAAAGUCCAAUUCACACUUCAUACCGAAGAUCAAAUUGAAGCGAAAUCACCGCGAACUGGAAGAACACCAACACUUCGAAGAGGAGAAUCAGUCAAAGAUCGAAGCGCAUAUUCAAUGAUUCAUAAAGCAUCAAUGAGACAUCGAUCAAUUGCAUUGGAUAGUAAUGAUACAGAUUUGAUGAAAUUGCGAUUGGCUUAUAAAGCGAUGCCAUCAUCAGAAUCUGAAUUGAGAACUUCUCCACCAACAUCUAGUAGUCGACCAUUGGGAUUAGUCAGAGAAAAUAGUUCGGGAGAAUUGAGACAACAAUUAUUGAAAACAACGAAAAAAGGAGCGGAAAAUGAGACACAGUGAGUUAGAUUUUGGGGAAGUCUUGGGUCAGGUUCAAUUCAGAAAUGUUCAAAAAACAUUUUCCAGAGGUCGAAUUCGAGAUAUCAAACACGAACAAAUGUCUGAAAUGAAAGCCGAUGAUUUAUUGGAUUUAUUAACUGAAACUACGGUUUUAGAGGAGCAAAUCUCAAUUAUUCAUUGUCUUUGGAUGAAAUUGUAAGUUCCUCUAACAUUUUCUGGUCAAAAAUCACAUAUUUUGCAGUGGACCAGAUUAUGAUACUGAAUUAGGAUGUCAAGCAACAACUGUUCGAAUGUUGAUGGAAGAAGUUCAUGCAAAAGCUUGUGAAGCGAGAGAAUGGGCAUUGGUUCGAUUGACAGCUGGAUUAUUGAAAAAACAAUUGGAAGAAUUGAGUAAAGCUGUAACACAUUUGCUUGUUCGACAGAAACAGAUUACGGUAGGCAGUUUUAUGACGCGGAAAUUAUUCCACAUUUUUUGAAAAUCAAAUUUACAAUGAGGAGUAAUUGAAAAACCAGCCGGAAAUUAUACGUUUCAAAAUUAUAAUGAAGUGAAAAAUGUUAAGAAAAAACGUUGUUUUGUUAACCUUCUCAAAAAAUCUUUAAUAAAAUUAUUUUUGCAGCUUGGAAUGGCAUCAAAAAAAGAAGAAGUAAUAACUUGUCCAAAAACCAACGAAGAACUCGAAAAAAUCAUGAAUCGUGCAUAUAACGAUGAUGCCAAUUCAUUUACAUUAUCCCAAGAAAUAAUUGUAUAUCUUGGCUCGCUUGUUCGAACUGAACCCAAAUUAUUUGUCGAAAUGUUCCGAUUGAGAAUUGGUUUGAUUAUUCAAGUUUUGGCAUCUGAAUUGGCUAGAUUGAGGAAUUUAUCAGGAACUGAAGCAGCUGAAAAAUUGUUGACAGUUAGCCCGUUUGAAUUGAAAUCAAUGAUAUUUUCAUUGUUGUCUGGAAGAUUAUUGGAAGAUUAUGCGGAUGAUGGAUUUCAUCAUGGAGAUACGAUUAGAGAAUCAAGAACUGGAAUUGGAAGUUUUAGAAGACAAAUUGAAGAGAGAAAGGUUGGUUUGUGGGGACGGGGAGAUUUGAGGAAAAAUCCGAUUUUUAAAAUUUUUUAUAAAAAACUAAAUUUUAAUUUUUUUUCUAACCGCCUAUUUUUUCAGUCUCUGCGAAAGUCAACACGAAGUGUUGGAUCUGGUCACGGUUUGAUGGAAAUUCCAAAAGAAGAAGAAGAGGAAGAAUUGGAAGAAGAUGAUUUUCAAUUUGGAAUUUGGUUGCGACAUCGAAGAAUUGAUGGAGCACUCAAUCGAGUGCCAACCAAUUUUUAUGCCACAUUAUGGGAUACUGUACACAAAAUGCCACAUGGUGUGAAAAUCAAUGAUACGGUUUUGCAUUGGGGUUUGACGCAAGAAAUGACGAGAAAAGAAAUUAAGUUUGCGUUGGAAGUUGAAGAAGCGUUGAAUCGAAUUGCUGAACCGGAAUAUAGAGAAGUUGUGCGUUUUUUUUUGGAAAAUUUAUUUUAUAGAAGUUUUCACACGAAAAAAUAUCAAAAAUUUUUUAUCAAAUUGGGUUUCGUUUUCCGUUUUCGUCUUCAAAAAAAAAAAACGCAAUAUGAAAAAAUUUGAGAAUGAAAUGAAAUGAUCCACAGUCUAUAUAAAUCUCUUCUAAAAAUAUUUUGAAACAGUAAAAGAUAAAUAUAUUUUGCAGAUAGUCGAGGCACUUUGGUUAAUUGGUCGAAUUGAAAAACUUGUAUUAUUGGAAGAGCCAAAUGUUCCACGUGAUCGACCAUUUGAUGUUGAUUCAGUUAUUCAUUUGGCAAAUCGAAUUUUCGUCGAACAUAAUGUUGGUUUUUUGGGUUUUUACAGAAAAAUGAGCCCAAGUGAUAGAGCUCAAAAAUUUUUAAUUGAAAAAAAACACGAAUAUUUUGACCUUAACACUCCUGAAAACUGCACAUGCACAGUUACAGUAGUUCCAUAAGUUUGAUGACAAAAAAAAUUAAAGUGGCGAAAAUUUUACAACGGUUCCUGUAAACCGAAUUUUUCUCGUGGCACUUUCUUUAGAUGGCAAAAUAGGAUUACUGUAGAUACAAAAUUUUCGCGUCGAAAAAUUCACGUGGAAAUAAUUGUUCGAGUACGCAAAUCCACAUGGCAAUUUUUCCUUAGCUCAAAAAUAUAAUUAGGGUAACAUACGAAAAAUCCAACAAGCCUGGUUCCCAAUUUUUUAUCUGAAAAUGUUUUGUUUUCUCUUGCAGAAACAAAUGGAAACAAUAGUUUUGGAAUGUUGUGGAUCUGGGAAAAAAUGCGACGGAGCUCGUGGAAUCUGCAAACACUUUUAUGAUUCGGCUCCAGCUGGCGAAUACGGUACAAGUCAUUAUAUUAUUCGAGCACUUAUGCAACUUUUCACCUAA